This is a messenger RNA of Acyrthosiphon pisum (pea aphid), 378 nucleotides long. RefSeq lists its product as uncharacterized. The record is from RefSeq and is a predicted model, not a curated record. The transcript has a single exon. Lineage: Eukaryota; Metazoa; Arthropoda; Insecta; Hemiptera; Aphididae. The annotation marks the transcript as partial.
AUGGCACGGCUAUUAGGUUGUAAUGUUGAUGCUUCAAAUUUACAAACAGCUUUUACAGUAGAAUACGCAGAUAAAGAAAAGGAUGAUAUACCUAUUUUCAUGGAUCCUGCACAUAUGAUUAAGCUAAUAAGAAAUGCUUUUGGCGAAAAACAAAUAUUGCAACAUGAAAACAGAUUCAUCAAAUUUGAUUUUAUCGAACGUUUAUUUUUAUUACAGGAAAAAGAAGGAUGUCAUCUCGCAAAUAAAUUGAGAAAACAGCAUAUUUGUUUUCUUAAGCAAAAGAUGAAAGUAAAAUUGGCCACUCAAUUAUUGAGUAAAUCAGUGACAGAUGCGCUAAAAUUUUGUAAGCACAAGUUAAAUAUUCCAGAAUUUGAUGAA